AUGAUCAGAAGACAGGCCCGAGAACGGCGAGAGUAUCUCUACCGAAAGUCGCUCCAGCUGCAGGAGGCGACCAAGAUCCAGAAGCGGCAGCAGUUGAAGGCGGCGCUGGCCUCCGGUAAGCCGUUGCCCAAAGACGUGGCUGACGACGAAGAGCUUCGAAAGACCAUUGCGUACGACGAGUCUGUGCAGGAUGAGAUUGACGACGAAUAUAGCGCCAUGAGUGGCAUCACCGAUCCCAAGGUGGUGGUGACGACUUCUCGAGACCCGUCGACCCGUCUGUCUCAGUUUGCCAAGGAGGUGAAAUUGCUGUUCCCCACUUCUAUCCGGCUCAACCGAGGAGGAACCGUGUUGCCGUCGCUGGUUUCGGCUUGCAAGACGUCUGCUUCAUCGGAUCUCAUUGUUUUGCACGAGCAUCGAGGUGUGCCUACUGCCAUGACGGUGUCCCAUUUCCCCCAUGGCCCCACCGCCUACUUUUCGCUUCAUAACGUGGUUCUUCGACACGAUCUGCCCGAUACCGGCAACAUGAGCGAGGUGCACCCUCAUCUCAUCUUUGACAACUUCACCACCGACCUGGGUAAGCGAGUUGUGCAGAUUUUGAAGCAUCUGUUUCCUCCCGGAGUGAAGAAGGACUCAGCUCGAGUCAUCACAUUUGCCAACCGAGGCGACUUUAUCAGUGUCCGGCAGCAUGUCUACGUCAAAACCCGGGAGGGUGUUGAGCUUGCUGAGGUCGGACCGCGGUUUGAAAUGAGACUCUAUGACCUGAGACUGGGCACUCUGGAGAACAAGGAUGCCGAUGUCGAGUGGAGAAUGCAUGGAUUUAUGCGAACUGCCAAUAAGAAGGAUUACCUUUAA
Messenger RNA from Yarrowia lipolytica CLIB122, 852 nucleotides. RefSeq lists its product as uncharacterized. Gene Ontology annotation, biological process: rRNA processing. Gene Ontology annotation, cellular component: nucleolus; small-subunit processome; Mpp10 complex. Lineage: Eukaryota; Fungi; Ascomycota; Dipodascomycetes; Dipodascales. The record is from RefSeq and is a predicted model, not a curated record. Gene Ontology annotation, molecular function: snoRNA binding; rRNA primary transcript binding.